Erinaceus europaeus (western European hedgehog) is the source of this 3966-nucleotide messenger RNA. Its product is annotated as RNA-binding protein 4. The transcript is spliced from 3 exons. NCBI's taxonomy places the organism in Eukaryota, Metazoa, Chordata, Mammalia, Eulipotyphla, Erinaceidae. Gene Ontology annotation, cellular component: cytosol; nuclear speck. The record is from RefSeq and is a predicted model, not a curated record. The coding region runs from base 47 to 544 and encodes 165 amino acids. Gene Ontology annotation, molecular function: mRNA binding; zinc ion binding. Gene Ontology annotation, biological process: mRNA splicing, via spliceosome.
AGAGAGAGACCUUUGUCUGUCUGUCCCUGCCCAGGCCGCGUCCGAGAUGGUGAAGCUGUUCAUCGGCAACCUGCCCCGGGAGGCCACCGAGCAGGAGAUCCGCGCCCUGUUCGAGCAGUACGGGAAGGUGCUGGAAUGUGACAUCAUCAAGAACUACGGCUUCGUGCACAUCGAGGACAAGACGGCGGCCGAGGACGCCAUCCGCAACCUGCACCACUACAAGCUGCACGGCGUCAACAUCAACGUGGAGGCCAGCAAGAACAAGAGCAAGACCUCCACCAAGCUGCACGUGGGCAACAUCAGCCCCACCUGCACCAACAAGGAGCUGCGCGCCAAGUUCGAGGAGUACGGGCCGGUCAUCGAGUGCGACAUCGUCAAAGACUACGCCUUCGUGCACAUGGAGCGCGCCGAGGACGCGGUGGAGGCCAUCCGGGGCCUCGACAACACCGAGUUUCAAGUCCGCAUCGGAGCCACAUUCAUUGGAAAGUCUUGGAUGGAAUUUAGCUUACUGGGAACUGGAAAAGUUUCUGCUUUUCGCUGCUAAGGCGAAACCGGCCAGUCCUUCCAAAGCAAAUAUCCAGUGAGACCUCAGUUAUGCCAAAUUUGGGAGCGUCCUUCAUCCUCUCUGACUGACUUAGGGCCACAUCAGGCCGAACUUAGCCUCUGCUUUAGCUUCGAAACCACAGCCAUGUUGUCCAGCUCGAUUCCGCCAGCCACGUUCGCAGGUGUUCCUGAGCUAUGCUGGUUCCACAAGUCAUGCCUGGCUCACCGUCUGCUUCCCCUCCAGGACCACUACAAACGUCCAGAUCUCAACCCCACCCCACAUUUUUCUUUCCGGCAAGAGUGAAUCCUUGCCUAUUAUGGGGGGAAACUGAGCAGGGUCUCUCAACAGCAGUGAUCAGAAAGCUGGAGCAGCAGUUGUUAGGGACAAUGUUCACCCACUGUGUCCCCUCUGCCCGAAGGCUUUGGGCACCCAUACAAACAGGCCACAUCCACACUUCCAGGAAAUAACCAGCUUAGGAGAGCAACAGUCUUUGGCCUGGGCCCGUGAACUCUCCAAGCCCAAGGACCCUUACUGGGGAAAGCAUUGAAGCCUUUAAAAGCAGUUUGGAAAAAGGAUUCUUGGCAGUGAUUAGUCCCAAACUGCCCAAGACUUUGGAGAUCCAAUCAAAGCUCCCCACAUUGUAGCCAAGAGGCAGCCAGUAUAGACACAGAAAACAGGAGCUUCGAGUCACUCUCGCAGGCUGCUCAGAACAAAUCCCCCCUCCGCGUUCAACCAGUUGCUCUCUCUGUAACAGACCUUGUUUUGGAUGCAGCUAUGCGAUAGGAGGCCUCGUGCUCCACCAUCCUGUUGGAAACAGCCCGAUUCAGGACGGCGGCAGCCAGAACAGCGCCCUGCACUGGCCCUGAGAGGGGAGCGGGUUAGUGCAGUCAUACCACUUUAGUCAAACUCAGUUCUGCCCAGUGUCGAAGAUUCCUGCCACCCCAGCCUCUAGUGGUUGCCACCUCCACUUUAACUGCUUAGUAGAAACUGGUACUUGGCUUUUGACUUCCAGCUGCUAAGGGAAGGUGGCAGCACCCACCACCACCACCACCUGGCUGACAGCACAUGACAACGGUUCUCUGAAAGCAUCAUUUAGCUAACCUGCUGUUUGCAGAUUUUAAAACUCCCAUUCGCGUUCUUAGAAGUCAGAAACAGCUAUGGACUAUGCUUAGAACAGAAACACAGACUUUUGCCCCAAUUUAUAUCCCAAAUGUAGAGUUCCCCUAAUUUUGACUGGAGGACUGUAAGUUACUUGGCUCUCAAACACUGCUGGUGACAUUAAUCUGUGUGACAGACAUGGACUGCUCUGAUUCUGAAGUUCGAGUUACUGUCCCAAGCUACAAAGCAGCCAACCCAGAAACCUAGAAGCACAUUUUUAAGGGGAACAAGUCGAUCUAAUAAAACCCAGGAGCUGCCCUGAUAGUUCUGUUGCUUUAGCCGAUCUUCUCUAGAGAGUAAAACAUAACUUCAUAAGUGUAAACACGUGCGUGCGUAUGUGUAUGCAUGCGUGUGUGCGAGAGAGAGAGAGAGAGAGAAGCGUGGGGGCAAUCUUGUGUAGUAGAUCUGAAAAGGAUUCAUGUACAACCUAGCAGGAAAAUGCCUAUAAGUAAUAGCAUUUUAUUUUAGUUUUUUUUUUUUUGGCACCAGGGUUAUCGCCUACACACAAACCCCCAACUCCCUGUGGACAUUUCUCCUUUUUCUAUGUUAGGAUGGAGAGAUUGAGAGAGGAAGGGGAGAUAAAGACGGAUAUGCCACCAACCUUUUCCAGGCGGUAGCACAGAGGGUUAGCCACAUGGCGCGAAGCCCAAGGACUGGCCCAAGGAGUCUGGUCGAGCCCCCGGCUCGCCACCUGCAGGGGGGUCACUUCACACGCGGUGAAGCAGGUCUGCAGGCGUCUCCCUAUCUCUCUUCUCUCUCCAUUUCUCUAUCCUACAAUAACAAUCAAAAUAAGGGUAACAAAACGGGGAAGAUGGCCUCCAGGAGCAGUGGACUCAGCGAUAGCCCUGAGGGAAAGGAAAGGAGAAAGGCAGUAUUAGCGCGCCUCUCAUGAAGCCUCCGCUCUGCAGGGGGGGGCAGAGGCUGGGACCUGGGUCCCUAAACAUGGCAGCAUGUGUUCAAAGGACUUGCCUCCUUUUCACACACUUUCUCCAAAGGAUACAACUAAGCGUUUAAUUUAAAGUCUUUUUCCAAGAAUUUUUUUUAAAGAUGUUAUUUAUUAAUGAGAAAUACAGGAGGAGAGAAAGAACCAGACAUGACUGGUACAUGUGCUGCCGGGGACUGAACUCGGGACCUUAUGCUUGAGAGGUCAAUGACUUAUCCAUUGUGCCACACCUCCUGGGCCACCCUGAAGUCUUUAUGAUAAUGGAAAAGUAGCCUAUUUCUUCAUUACCUUAAGGAACCAGGGCAAAGUGAAAGGAUAAAUUCUGUCAUUCCGUGACUCUUGGAGAGGCUUUGAGAUUUUCUGAGAACUACAAGUUUCUGAAAUAUGCCACCAACCUUUUCCAGAAAAGUGGCUCCAAGUUCUCAAGAUGAAUCAGUGUUGCCAAGUGGGCAGCCAGAAGUUGGCAGCGCCCCAAUUCAAGUGUGUUCACAAAGACACCUGUUGCCAGUUCACCUCCAGAAUUCUUACUUGGCCGUAGCUGCGUUUGCUCUUAUGAUGCAACAAACUAACAGCAAUUCAACUCACUGCUGCUGCAGAUCCGCAGGUCCUGGUGCUCCCUUUCACAAAGCCAUACAGUGCGGAAGCAUUCAAGGUCCAGGAGGUUCCCAAGGCAGCUGGCUCUCUGAAGAAGCUAACCAUGGUGGCUGGGUAAUUAGCUCAAAUGGCAGAAUGACAGGCUGGUUCCUGGUUCAGUUCCUAGCACUACACAUAUCUACAUGGAGCUCUGGCUUUUCUUUGCCUCAGGAAUCUCUCUCAUAUGUAAUAAAUGAAUAUUAAAAAAAAAAAAAAGACAAGCUGACUUGGGGGAAAUAACUACUCAUUUCUGGCAGCAGGUUAUAGAUCAGUGGUAGAGCACGCACCUUCCCAUGUGCAGGGACCCAGGUUUGAGCCCCCACACACCACACGGGAACAGCGUGAAUAGGAGAAACAUGAGUGGUGCAGUGGAACUGUAGUGUCUGUCUCUCUCUUACUCUCUAUUAAAAAAAAAAAAAAUGUUGACCAGUCAACGCCCAUGUUCAGCCGGGAAGCAAUGACAGAAGCCAGACCUUCCACCUUCUGCAACCCACAAUGACCCUGGGUCCAUGCUCCCAGAGGGAUAGAGAAUGGGAAAGCUAUGAGGGGAGGGGGUGGGAUAUGGAGAUUGGGUGGCGGGAAUUGUGUGGAGUUGUACCCCUCCUAUCCUACGGUUUUGUUAAUGUCUCCUUUCUUAAAUAAAUAAACAACUUUGGAAAAAAUAAAACAUUUAAAGCACUGUCCAGUC